This is a messenger RNA of Formica exsecta, 3179 nucleotides long. Its product is annotated as dnaJ homolog subfamily C member 10-like. NCBI's taxonomy places the organism in Eukaryota, Metazoa, Arthropoda, Insecta, Hymenoptera, Formicidae. The transcript is spliced from 12 exons. Bases 210 to 2540 code for a protein of 776 amino acids. The record is from RefSeq and is a predicted model, not a curated record.
CUUUCUGCCAACGGAAAUUGAACAGGUUAGGAUUGUUUGAUCCAAAUACGGUAAAAUGUGAGUGUAAUAUCGUCACAAAGCUAAAGCGUGGGUGGUUAUAAGAAUACGUGGUGAAAUAUAAUUGACUAUUUUGACUUGAUAGCAAAGUAUUAAAUCACAUUGUCGGAAGCAACAAUUUAAUUUUAGUUGCAACAUAAAACUUUGUAGAAAUGUACCAAGUUAUUCUUACUUUCUUUGUUAUUAUUACUUUAAUACGAGGAGAAGAUUAUUAUGAAAUCCUUGGUAUAAAUAAAACAGCUGGCCAGGAUGAAAUUCGAAGGGCUUUUAAGAAGUUGGCUAUCAUUCAUCAUCCUGAUAAAAAUAGUGAUGAUUCAAAUGCUCAUGACAAGUUUAUUCGAUUAACAACAGCUUACGAGGUAUUGAAGGAUAAUGAUUUAAGAAAAAAAUAUGAUCUUUAUGGAGAAGAUGGUCUUAAUAACUUUAAUAAAAAGCAAACCUAUCAUUCAUGGAGUUACUAUCAAAACAGUUUUAUAUAUGAAGAUGAUCAAUAUGUUAUUAAUUUGGAAGAAAAUGAUUAUUUUGAAAAUGUUAUGAAUUCUGAAUCAAGUUGGUUUGUGAAUUUCUAUUCUCCGAUGUGCAGUCAUUGUCAUCAUUUAGCACCAACAUGGAAGAAAAUAGCUAAGUUACUCGAUGGUAUUAUGAAAAUUGCAGCAGUGAACUGUGAAUAUGACAGGCCAUUAUGCCAUCGAGUAGGAAUUCGUGCCUAUCCUACACUGAUUUAUUUUAAAAAGAAUUCACAGCAUGGAGUGCAUUAUACAGAAGAAAAAUCACAGGAAGCCAUUAUGCGAUUUGCAUUAGAUAGAUUAAAUAUCCGCAUACCUGAAAUAAGUAAAUCGCAAUGGGAAUUGUUUUUACAUGGCAACAUCGUUACUCAAAGAGCCAUGCUAAUUUUUAUAUGCGGUGAUCAGCAGAACUGUUUCACUUCUGAUGAAAGGCUUAUAGUAGCAGCCACAUUUGAUAAGCUAAUUGAUGUAAGAGUGUUUAUAUGCGAGAAUGGCAGGUAUCAUGAGAAGAUAUCUUUCAAUACACACGCAGUCUAUCUGCCGAUGCAUGAUGCAUCUUCUUGGGAACCUGUAUUCUUUAAUAGUAUGUCUGAUAUAAAUACAUUAAUAGAAAAACUCUUGGAACAAUUGCCAAGUCCACAAGAGCUGACCGACAAAGAUUUUGAUAUUAUUAAGAGAACAGAGUUUAAUACUGCUUGGCUUAUAUGUUUUUAUGUUGGUGAUUCGGCAAAUCUGAAAGAUUUAAAUCUGCAAAUGAAAAAAUUUUCAAUCAAUGGUGUUAAUUUAGGUAAAAUGAAUUGUGGUAAAAAUCAGCAGAUUUGUAAUAAAUUAGGCAUCAAUCGUUAUCCAGUUUGGGGCAUGCUUAAGCCUGGUGGAGCAUUUGAAUUGAAUCAUGGAAAAGCUACUAACAAUGAUAUCAUCAAAUUUGUACAGAUUAGUGUGAAAACUACAAACGUUUGGGCGCUCUCUGCAGAGAAAGCAUUAUCGAUAUUACAAGGAGAUAAAGAAAAUGAAGUGUGGUUCUUAGAUUGGUAUUCACCAUGGUGUCCACCUUGUAUACGGUUUCUAUCGGAACUUCGCAGGGCAUCAUUAGAAUUUGAUGCAUCAGUUGUCCAUUUUGGUACUAUUGAUUGCACUGUUCAUACUAUACUAUGCCAUCAUCACAAUAUACAGCAUUAUCCUACUGCAAUGCUCGUAAAUGGCAGCAGUACAUAUCAAUUUACACUACAAAAAACAGCUAUGAAUAUUAUCCAAUUCAUUAAUGAAAAAAGAAAUCCAUCAGUUAUAGAAUUAACGUCGGAAAACUUCCACCGUAAACUGACGAAAAAGAAAAGUAAAGUUAUGUGGAUUGUUGAUUAUUUUGCACCAUGGUGUGCACCAUGUCAAAGAUUAGCAUCUGAAUGGAUAGCUGUUGCAAAAUCACUAAGCAGUUUGUCGUUUAUAAAUGUGGCCAGUGUAGAUUGUGAGGCUGAACCUUCCUUGUGCGCGUCGCAAGGAAUACGUUCUUAUCCCAACAUUAGGAUGUAUCCAUUAGGAAGCGAAGGUUUAAGUACAAUCGCGUUGUACAAUGGGCAACGAGACUCGUUAUCCAUAUUAACAUGGAUAACAAAUUUCUUUCCAAAGAAAGUCCAUGAUUUAAAUCCUUCUAAUUACCAAAAAGCAUUGGAUAGUAAGUAUAUAUGGAUCAUUGAUUUUUAUUUGCCGCAAUGUUGGCACUGUCAAAAGAUGGAACCCGAAUUUGCAAUUGCUGCUCAGUUAUCAGAGAAAGUGAAAUUUGGAAGAAUUAAUUGUAACUUUUACAUGCACGAAUGCGCGCAUAUAAAAGUUUUCCCGACGCUAAUAUUAUAUAAACCGAAGCAGAAGAAAAAGAAUAGAUAUAAUAUAGAAGAUAUCAGAAUUACUGCGACGACGGCCGAGGCUAUCAGGGAUGAAAUUUUAGAGAUUAUUAAUGUCCGCAUAAAACAUGAUGAAUUAUAAUAAAGAAUACCUAAACUGAAAUUAACAAAUUUUAUAUGUUUAUAAUGUACGCAGUGCUCCACUGUCACAACUGGGGGCUUGUCGUGAACAACUCAUAUUCCAUUUUCUUAAAAGGAACAAAAUAGGAAUUAGAUUAAAUGUAAAUCGUAUUGUGAUAUUUUUACAUAUUUUUAUAUGUGGAACAAUUUUCAGAUACACACAUUUUGCAAAUUUUCUUUAGAAACAUAUACAAAUAAUGUAUAUAAUAAUUAAUAAAUAAAUGUUAUUUCUAAUAUAUUUUGAAACUUGUAAAAAUAUUUUUUAAUAAACAAAUUACGAUUUAUAAAUCCUAAAAAAUCUCGUUUAAAAAACAGAUUAAAGAUUUAAUACCAAUAAAAUUUUUUAAAUUUUUAUAUGUUAACAGUUUUGUUUUAAUCUGUAUAAUAAAAAAAUAGAUAUGAUACAUUUCAUUUCUAAAUAUGAAGUAAAUCAAAUUUCUCUUUUUUUAAAUAUUUCUGGUAUUCUUACCUCUCUUAAUAAAAAAUAAGUUUCUGCGGCUCUUUGUAAACGCAUUAACAUUCAAUUCAAUGAAGUCUUUGAUGCAUUCCCUCUAAAAAUAGUGUCUCCACGAGUAUAUAACUAUUAUAUAUAUAUAUGUAU